This is a messenger RNA of Bombina bombina (fire-bellied toad), 6672 nucleotides long. RefSeq names its product pleckstrin homology domain-containing family A member 7. The record is from RefSeq and is a predicted model, not a curated record. The coding region runs from base 508 to 4845 and encodes 1445 amino acids. The transcript has 25 exons. NCBI's taxonomy places the organism in Eukaryota, Metazoa, Chordata, Amphibia, Anura, Bombinatoridae.
GGAGGAGGAGAGGUCCUCACAGCGAGAGGCUACAGGGGAGGGGGAGGUGUGUCGAGAAGGGAGCUGGAAGCGAGUUGCACAAGGUGGUUUUGAACUAGAGUGAAUGAGAGGAAGGAGAAGAGGAGAAAAGGAAGUGCAGAGGGGACGAAUACAAAAGGAGCAGAUCAAACGGCAGGCUGGAAAGUAAACACAGUAUGUUUAGGGAGGAGAGAAUCGAGGGGAGCAGCCAGGCUGAACACAGGCAACAAUAAUAGAGACUGACCAAGUUACAUUUGUUCAACAACUCUAGGGAGAAACGGGAAAGGAUAUGUUGCUUGCUGAUGCUAUGGAUCUGACAGAAUAAUAGAGCGUUUCUCCGGGACCCCUGCGUAUCCCCUAAGUCUGGAUAAAUUUGUAAGACGCAGGUGAAAACAUGUGCAAGCUGUGAUACAUAUAGCUUUCAAAGGUAUUUGGAGGAGCCUUAGACCCAGCAGCUAAAGCCACUACCUAAACUAAAGCCUUUCAACCAUGACUGAGGAGAUAGAACGACCAAGGAGUGGGCUCAGUAUGGCUAGUAGCGUAGUCACAACAGCCUCCAUGAGCACAGGCUCAAGGCCGCCAACCAGGGCAGUGAAGAGAGUGCACACAUUUGGAAAAAGGGAAUAUUCAAUCAAGAGGGACCCUAACUCACCUGUGGUGAUCCGCGGCUGGCUUUACAAACAGGACAGCUCAGGCUUACGACUUUGGAAGAGAAGAUGGUUUGUGCUCUCGGAUUUCUGCUUAUUUUAUUAUCGAGACAGCAGAGAGGAGACUGUGCUGGGCAGUAUCCUUUUACCAAGUUAUGAAAUCCUACCUGCCAGUCCUAGAGAGGUGAAAAAUCGGAGGUUCAGCUUUAAGGCAGAGCAUCCUGGCAUGCGGACCUAUUACUUUGGAGCAGACACACAUGAGGAUAUGAAUGCCUGGAUACGAGCCAUGAACCAAUCUGCUCUUGUGGUUGCUGAAGACAAAAACAAGAGUAGCCGUGGGCACCAUCUGGCUGAUUCUCCACAUGAUGACUUGUAUGCCAGCUAUGAGGAUUUUUCUCACACUACGAUUGGUCCUGGGGGUGAACAUGCCAAGAGUGCCGAAUCCCUUGAGAUUGCACAGCUAUCCGAGACAAGAUCGCAAGAUGAGAGUUCCAGGGAGAGUCUCCCAGAACAGGACAGGAGUGAAGACCUGGAGAAAGAUAGCUUAUUUAGUGGGCUCAGAGAGUCUUUGUCUGAUGCCAUGCAACAUUUCACUUUCACAUCCCAAAGUGGGUCAGUCCCUCCUCCCACUCCUGAAAAUGGACUGAAGAACAUGGAAUUUGCUUGCAACAAACAAGAUGCAGAAAGCAAAAAAUCCAUUGAAAGAAAUGACUCAAUUCCUGAAGAUGAAGAGUGGGCACCUGUACAUAAAGAUCAAACUUCUUUUAAGGAAUCAGAAUCUUACUGCACUAGGAGCCCUUCAAGACUUUCUCAGAAGGGAUUUGAAUGCCCACAUGAUGUUUAUGCCUCGCCUCACUCCCGCUCUGCUCCUUCAUCUCCUGCAAUUGCUCCUGCACACAUGUACAGUUCAGAAAUUAUGGAAAGGGUUUGGGGCUCAAGAGAUAAGAAAUUAGUUUCACAAUCUGAGUUAUCAGACUCUUUGGAUAGCAGAAAUCUAACACCUAGUUCAACUGAAAGACCAGAGUAUGUAGUUCAAAGAAUAGUCAAGGCUUCAAGAUCUUACUCUCUUCCACCAACACCUUCUGAUCUUUCUAGGCCAAGAAUAUCAAAGAGGGGCUCUCCUCCAAAUGCUAAGUAUGGAAGCCCUUUGAAUCGAGAGAAAGCUACAGACUAUUCAGACACUUCCCAUGCAAAAAAUAUGCCAAAUGUUGGGAGUCCGACAAGAAGAGCUGUUCCUAAUAGUCCUAAUUUUAGUCCAAAGGUUCAAGCCAAUCAGUCUCAAGUAGCUUCCAAUGAGGAUCUGGCGGUACCUGGAUCUCCUUCGCAAAUCAGAUUACCUAUUCGAUCCAAUGCGCCCAUUGGCCGUGUGGACAUUGUUCCUUCAGAAGACAGGUCUGGCACUUCUGCACCUAUAUCAAGGCACAAUGAAGAAAGAACAGGGGAGUAUUUUGUUACAAGUUCCAGAACCAGAAGCCAUAUUGUAAAAUCAUCAAGACCACAAACACCAUCUGAUAGGUAUGAUGUCUUGCCUCAUGAUGACACUUAUUCUUCUUCAACAAUGGUGAAGGGGCCAAGCAGAUACAGCAGAAGAUCUCAGCCUUUGGGUGCAGAAGAUGACAGAAUGGUAGAUGGAUGUGGUAUACCUUUGCCAUCCAGAACCCAUCCAAGCAAUAGGUUACAAAUGAGACCAAAUGCUUCAGCUGAACGAGUUAUAGUUGAAGAGUACCCAGUGGAGAUGUCAUUAACACCGUCACUCAGAAGGCACAGAAACCAAGCGCCAAGGUACUCUGAGAGGACAUUACUUCCUCCAACUUCUGGCCGAGCUAUUGGUUGCCCACCACGGCACUUGACAAAGAUGGGAUCAGUCAGUUACUCCCAAUUACCCCCACUGCCUCCAGUCUCAAAUCGGGGCGGCGCUCACGUACCUGCUGGAAAAAGGAUGUCUCUAAGUGCUGUGCCAACUGGACCAGCACAGUAUCGGGAACGAGUAUUUCACCCAGUGCGCCUCACAGAGAACAGCAUUGAUGUUCUUCUGACAAAGAUGUGUGGUCAGGAUAGGCUCCUUGUAAGUCUUGAAGAUGAAUCGGAUCACCUUAGGGCAGAGAAGGAGAAGUUGGAGGAUGCCUUACAGCUAACCCAUCAUCACCUUGACGAGUUCCAAGGUCAAGAGCAUGUGAUUGAGAACAUCUGGUACCAGCAAAGACUACUGCAGGAUGACCUUGUGUAUAUCCGUGCAAGACUGUGUGAUCUUUCCCUGGAAAGAGAGAGAGCAUGGGAGGAGUAUAGAGCUCUUGAGAACGAUCUUCACGCAUUAAGAGAGACGUUGGAACGUGUAAGCCAAAUUGGUCAUCCUCAGGACCAGGCAGCAGCUCAGCGGGAUCUCUGGAUGAUUAAUGAUAUCAUCUCUGGACUUCGUUUUAAUAAAAGCAACUUUCAUGUAAUCCCAGAGACCACAAGGCACCCUGCAAUAAUGUCAGCAUCACCUGUAAGUGAACAACCAACUUUUCCAAGGAGUUUUCUACAUCAUUCUGGUCUAAAUUCUGUGACAUCAAGGGAAACUGAUAAGUCCAUAAAGGACCCCGAGAGUGUUCCGCCUAGGCCACCUCUCCCGAAGGAUCAUCAAACCACUCCCAGCAAUAGGGCAGACAAGCAGAUCCAAGGUCACUCCAGUGAUCAGAAUGAAAAGGACCAGUUUAUAGAACAGCACAUUGAUGCUGGGCCAAUAAAGAAUGCAAGUUCCUGCGGAGAUAAUGCACCACCCAGUAAGGAUUUAAUAGAUAUUCGUUUGGCUCAGUCAUCUUGCCCGGUCUUCAUCCCUACAAGUCAUAAGUUGACUACAGAUGUGAAGGCUUCACCCCCCAACAUGCCAGAGGUGAGCACUGUUCGUAAGCAGCGCAUGAGUGCGGAGGAGCAGAUGGAACGCAUGAGACGGCACCAAGAGGCUCAGAUCCAUGAAAAACCCAAGCCUGGUGUUACUACUCAGCGACAGAAUUCCCAGAGAGGCAACACACCCACUUUUGGUGGAAGGAUAAGGUCAACCUCUUCAGAUUCCCUCCCAGCUGGACCAAAUGCUAAACAGAUGGACAAAUCUUUGUCAGAGGAGAGGAAACCAGCAUUAGUAAGGGUUACGGCCUCCUUUUACCCAACUACAUCUACCCCACAGCCUGGAAAAUAUGGAACCAUUGACCCAAAGCCAAUGACUCCUAACAUGGUGAAGGAGAACAAAGCUUCAAGUCAGAGUAAUGAGGAAGAGCCAACAUAUAGUUUUGUAUUCGAGCCACAGACAGAGAGUGUGACAUCAACCAGAUCACAUGAUAUUUCUUCAGUGGCAAAGCUCACUCCUCCGGUGAGGACAAGUAGUAAAAUUGUUACUGCAGCAUGUAUGCAGAUCAGGAAGGAUAAUCAAGAAUUCAGCGAGGACAAAAAUGAGUACCCUUCAGUUUUUUCCAAUGAGACAACAAAUACCAGUCAUCAACCUGAGCAACUGGAAGUAAAAAGAAAGACUGUGGAAAGAACGAAGACUAAAGCCAGCCCUGGAACAUCUCCUGGGGGUCACAGCAGUCACUCAGAUGAGGGUUACACCGGCGCAAUGGAGGGGCAGCGGGAACGGAUUAUCAGCUUAUCCUAUACAUUGGCAACAGAGGCCUCGCAACGCAGUAAAUUUAUGACAUCCAAAUCAUAUGCUGACAACUGUGAUGCAACAAGCGACGGCUCAUCCUCAGAGGAAACCUAUCCCUGGGACUUUAUACUGCAGGAUUCCUAUUCCAACAGACGGGGAUCAGAUGAUCAGUGCCAGUUUAAAGCCACAUCUAGCAGUCUGCAGAAGGAAAAUAACGCAGACAACCAGACUAAAAACUCAGAAGUUUUAAUCAUCUCAAAACAGGGCUCUCUUGAAGGAACCAGCGGCUGCUCUUUACAGCACACUGAAGCUGCAAGUUCCAGAGGGUCAGAUAAUGUGCAUUAUGAGAACUGGUCAUCACAGAGAGAGCAAGGGCAUCCUGAACGAUGCAUGAAACCAGAGUCCACAACCCCAUCUGUGAAGUGCAAUGGACAAGUAACAAACUACAACUUCCUUAUAGAAGAUUUGCAUUACCACCCUUUUAAUAUUAGCAAAGUUGCAGAUUUCUGUAAGGAAGAGAGGGAGCCUAUCCGGAUUACGCUUCUUCAGUCCAGUUUUUAGCUUGAAGGCAUGAGAACGUAUGACCCUGGAGAUUACAGUGGUCCUAACGCUAUUUCAUCUGAUGUAAACUCUAAAACCCUUUAGUUGGACAUUGGCAGUUGAAAAAGGUUACAAUAAGACUGACAGAAUUUUAAGGAUGUACUAAGUGAAAUAAUAGUAUGUUGUAAAGAGUGUCUAAGAAUGUAAAUAUAAUGUACAUAGUAGGACCAUCUUGGUAAGUUCUGAGGUGGACUAAAAAAGCACUGAAGAGAAGAAAGAUUAAAAUAAUGUUGAUAAAGUUAAAUUGUAGAGAAGGAUGUACAUUAGUGCUAUCAGGGUGGAUAAUGAGUGGUUUACUGAAGACAAUGAAGCGCUUGCAAUAUGUUAGAAUAAUUUAUACUGCUCCUAAGAGAUACCCAACCACAGAUAUUUGGCAUGAGUGAGGGUUGAACUGAGGAACUGGAUCUUUGUUCACCUUAUGGACAGUUGCACUAUUUGUAAAAAAAAAAAAAUUUUAAACAAAGAUCAUGCAAGUUUAGAAAGUGAUGUUACAAAGUAAGUGUUGACAGGAAUAUAUGAAGGUUUUUUUACAGUAAGUCUUUGAAAGUAUAAGAGACUAUUUUAUGAUGGUAAAAGUUUUAAAUAACUGGAAGUAAUGGUUGUACCAAAAACAUUAAACUCUGUUGUAUAGAGUAGAAAAAGACCACUCAUUUCCAGUUUCUCAUUCAUUGCUAUUAUAUAAAGUGAGCAUGACUCAGUGUUAAAUAAUGUACCAAAAUAUUUGCUAUGCGAAAUAUUAACCACAUAUUGGAAAAGGUAAAUAAUGCAUACGUUUCCAGAAAAAGAUAUGCUUUGUGUUUUAAACCAACAAUCUCAGUUAAGUUAGAAUUCGUAAUGCGGUAUACUUCGCUACCAUGGCGUUAACAAUUUUUAGCUUUACAAUUUUUUUAUGUUUGUUUUAAAAAAUUACUUUUUUACCUUUUUAUUUUAUUGCAGUGCCUUGACCAGUAAUCUAGUGGUUUGUUAUUCUGCUCUUUUGUAAAGGGCCUGUAUAGUUUUUAAUUUGAAAAUAUAGAAUCCUAAAAGUGUGCCUUACAGAUCGCCUCUUACUAUACAGCUAACUUGUAUACUAUCUUUUUAAAGGGACGGUAAACAUUUAAUAAAACUCAGCACUAAUGCAAACUUCAGGGUGAAUAACUUGUAAUAAGUGUAUAGAAACUUGUAAAAUUUGCAUUUGUGUUGUUAAAAUUAACUUUGAAAUAGGUCUUUAGCUGGUGCUCUUGGCCGCCUCCCUUGGUGCUGAUUUUUUCUUAUUUAAAUCAGCAGUGAGUUGUACAUUUACUCAACUUUCCAUCUCUGUUAGGGCAGUUGAAAAAAGAUGGGCAGCAAGGGGUUGUCUUCUUUUAGACAAAACCACUUACUGCUAAUUUAAAUAGGAAAAUAAAUGGCCAUGCGUGUAACUGGAGGUACCAGCGGAAAACCCAUUUCAUAGGUAAUUUUAACUAAACAAAUGCUGAUUCGACAAGUUUCUAUAUGCUUAUAGCUUAUUCCCCUGAGUAUUGCCUUCAUGCAAAGUUGUAUCUAACAUUUACUGCCCCUUUAAUUUGACAUGCAACCAAAUGGUAAGAUAGUCUGCAGCAUUUUAGCUUACUAAAAUUGUAUUUGCUGUAACCAUUCCUUGUAGAAACCUCCCAGUUUACAAAAUAAUUGUGUUUUUAUAAUCUCUUAACUUUUACAUUUUUGUAAAGGAGAAAAAAGAAACAUACAAGUGAAUGUGCCUAAAGCUUUACGUUUUAUGAUAUUUAUGCAAAAUUGUACUGUGCAAAUAAAAUAAGGAUGUAAACUUAA